AUGGAGGCGCGUCGACUGUCCCUGCCAUGCCAGCAAGCGGACAAUUCUCUUCGCGUCCCUGUUCUGGGUUGUCGGGGGGACUUUGAUUUUCCUCUGCUCUUCGAGGAAAUCAUCUUAGAGGUGCUGCCUUUAGGAAUACUGUUGAUAGCCAGCCCGUUUCGUCUGUGGUUCUUAUCUCAAAAGCCGCGCAAAGUAACAGGGUCGUGGGUUUUAUGGUUCAAAAUUUUCACAUGGAUUAUCCUAGGGGCGAUUCAUUUCGCUCUUGUUGCACUGUGGUCUCUCCCUUCGGCGGUACGGACGCGCGCCUCCAUUGCGACGAAUACCGUGACCGCGGUGGGGGUGAUCUUCUUGGGCAUCCUCUCCUACUCCGAACACAAUCGCUCCGCUAGACCCUCUUUUCUUCUCAACGUCUAUCUUUUCUUUACGCUUCUAUUCGAUGUCGCGAAGACACGAACAUUAUGGCUUCGAGACAUAGGAGGAUCCGGAAGAACCAUUGCCAUUGUCACUUCUGUGGCUACUGGGGUCAAACUUCUUCUCCUCCUUCUUGAGACGCUGGAGAAACGACGCCUUCUCAAGGAAGACUACAGGGACUAUUCGCCCGAAGCCACUGCUGGGUUUUUGAAUCGCGCCUUCUUCCUGUGGUUAAAUCCUUUGUUCAUGCAGGGCUUUUCCAAGAAGCUAGCCGUGGAAGAUCUUUUUGCACUCGACAAGGCCCUGGGCUCGCAACGACUCCAGGAUGCUCUGGAAAUCAAUUGGAACCAAGUUGGAAACCCAGGUGACAAUGCAUUGCUUUUUACGAUUUUCAGAACUUUCUCGUGGCAAUUGCUCGCAGCCAUAGUCCCACGGGCUUGUCUCGUCGCGCUAAACGUUUGUCAACCUCUGCUGUUGCAUCGAUCGCUUUCCUUCACUUCAGAACCAGACACGAGUAAAUCUACCAACGUCGGGUACGGGUUGAUUGGUGCUUACAUCCUCGUGUACACGGGAAUGGCGGUAUCCAUGGGACAAUACCAGCAUUUGACGUAUCGUGUCAUUACAAUGGUAAGAGGAGGGGUUGUCUCUAUGGUCUAUAAGAAAUCAGGUACUCUGAGCGUGAAGGAUGCCGAUCCUGCGGCAUCUCUCACGUUAAUGAGUGCGGACAUCGAGAGAAUCGUUCAGGGCUGGCAAACAAUACACGAUAUUUGGGGGAAUACUCUAGAGAUAGCUUUGGCAAUUUUUCUCCUUGAGCGGGAGUUAGGAGUUUCCUGUGUUGUUCCGGUCGCUGUCUCACUUGUGGCGCUCGUUGGAUCUUUAAUCUCACUUUCUCUUGUUGUUUCGAGGCAGGCCAUGUGGCUUGAGGCUAUCGAGAGACGUAUCUCCUCAACAGGGUCGAUGCUUGCUUCGAUGAAAGGGAUAAAGCUGCUUGGACUCAGCCACUUCUUCAUGACCCAUGUUCAUGGCUUGCGUCUGGAGGAGCUUAAAAUAUCCAAAAGUUUCCGAAGGAUCCUGGUCUGGAACCUGGCCUUUGCUUGGAUGACACGCAUUUUUGCGCCGAUCUUUACAUUUGGCGCGUUUGUCGGCAUAUCGCAUAGUAGGGGGAAUGAUGCGGCUCUCAACACUUCAAAUGCAUACACUUCGCUAUCGCUUUUCGCCCUCCUUUCAGAUCCGCUACUAUCUCUUGUAAUGGCGCUGAUGACAUUCGUUGGCUCGGUCGGGUCUUUCAGGAGAAUUCAAGAAUUCCUUCAAAUGGAAAGCCAUGUGGAUUCCAGGUGCGGACUAACGCCACUCCCGAUCGACGUUCUUCAUGAGCCGAAGAUCUUGGGGUUGGUUGGGGAUUCGGAAUUGUCCACAGACGAGUCGAGCUCAUCACAGUCGUUUAAGGGCGUGUCUCUGGCCUUGCCCCACGAGAUUAUCACAAUCAAGAGCGCAAACUUUGGAUGGGAUAUGGAGAAAGAUCCUCUUCUCAAUGAUUUGACUAUUAACAUUCCUCGGGAAUCCUUUUCUAUCAUUGUCGGGCCAUCCGGCUGUGGAAAAUCAACGCUGCUCAAAGCUAUUCUUGGAGAGACACCAUGUCUCGGCGGGAGCCUUGUCCUAUCAUCCCAGAGUGUUGCAUAUUGUGAUCAAGUCCCCUGGCACAUGAAUGCAACUAUCAAGGACAGCAUUAUAGCAAUGUCAUGCUAUGAUGAAAAGUGGUACAGUUCCGUGAUAACUGCAUGCGCCCUCGUCGAAGACUUCCGGCAGCUCCCAAGAGGCGACCAGACAGUUAUUGGCAGCAAAGGUAUUGCCCUGAGUGGGGGGCAGAGUCAACGCAUUGCACUCGCAAGAGCAGUGUACGCCAGGAAAGAUAUUGUUAUUCUUGAUGACGUUCUAAGCAGCUUGGAUGCAACAACUGAGGAUCAUGUCUUCCAUCACCUAAUUGGAACACAUGGCCUGCUCCGCUCGAUAGGCUCCACUGUUAUAUUUGCUUCUUCCUCUGUAAAACGAAUCCCAUACGCUGACCACAUCGUGGUGCUUGAUCUAGAAGGCCGAAUCACAGAGCAAGGAGGCUUCAAAGCCCUUGACUCCGCCGGAGGAUACGUCUCCAGCUUUGCAUUAGGGGCACCUGACUGGAAUUUCAAGGCAAAACGUCUCCCCGAACUGGAAAUCUCAAAGGCUCCAGUUGAUCUGAAUGAAAAAGACAUAGGGCAUGUUAUUGAUAACUUCGGAAGCGAAGGUGACGUUUCAAUCUACCUUUACUAUGUUCGGUCUAUCGGCUGGCUACCGACGAUGGUUUUCACUAUAGCAAUAACGGGAUUUGUGUUUUGCAUCUCAUUCCCAAGCAUUUGGGUAAAAUGGUGGGCUCGGUCGAAUGAGACAGAUCCCGGCACGCAAACAGGAUACUAUAUUGGAAUACAUGCAAUGCUCGGUGUCCUCGGCAUGAUCUCUCUCAUGAUAGGCUGCUGGUCUGUACAUAAUAUAUCAUUCAAGCUAACGAUUGAACUCAAUGCUAAUCGUAUGUCCAACUUUAGGCAGAUGAUCAUCAGCAUGGUGCCAAAGUCAGGCGAGAAGUUUCACCGCCAGCUCUUGAGCAAAGUUCUUAGCGCGCCUAUGCUAUUCUUUUCGAGUACGGACACCGGAGCUAUUCUCAACAGAUUCAGCCAGGACCUACAACUUAUAGACAUGGAGCUUCCAGUUGCCGCCAUAAACACAUUCGUCACCUUCGUCCUUUGCUUGUGCCAGAUGGUUUUCAUGGGAAUCGCCUCUAAAUAUGCGGCCAUUUCGUUCCCGCUGGUUAUCUUCAUAAUUUACAGCAUACAGAAAGUUUACCUUCGCACCUCGCGGCAGUUGCGGUUCUUGGAUCUUGAAGCAAAGGCUCCUCUAUACGCUCAUUUCACCGACUGCCUCGCAGGUCUAACCACCGUAAGGGCUUUUGGGUGGCAGCAAGCAUUACAAGAUAAGAACCAUAGGCUCCUUGACUACUCUCAGAGGCCCUUCUAUUUCCUCUAUGCCAUCCAAAGGUGGCUUACAUUGACGUUAGACAUGGUCGUUGCUGGAAUUGCGGCUGUCCUGAUUAUUUUAGUCGUGACAUUAAGAGGAUCAAUUGGCGCCGGCUAUGUCGGAGUCGCUCUGCUCAACGUCAUCCUGUUCAGCCAAAGCAUUAAAUUGCUUGUGACCUUCUGGACAAAUCUUGAAACUCACAUUGGUUCAAUACUACGCGUGAAGUCGUUCAGUGAAAAUGUGGCUUCGGAGGAUCAACCCGAUGAGAAAGGGACUGUACCUCCAGAAUGGCCAUCGAGAGGUGAAAUAUCUUUCGAGAAUGUUUCUGCAGAGUAUAGGGCUUCCGAGCCAGUGCUCAACAACAUUUCAAUUGCUAUACAGGCAGGAGAAAAAGUUGCAAUUUGCGGGAGAACUGGCAGUGGCAAAACUUCUCUCAUCAUGAGCAUCUUCCGCAUGGUUGAUAUUACGUCUGGGAGCAUCCUGAUUGAUGGAAUCGACAUAUCUCAAAUACCCCGUCAAGAAAUCCGCUCCCGCAUAAACGGCGUUUCCCAAAGCCCAUUGUUAAUCCAAGGGAGUGUCAGGAAAAACAUUGACCCAACUGGUCACUGUUCUGACCAUUCCGUAUUGGCAGCUCUCAAGACCGUCCAGCUCUCUACAAAAGUUCAAGAAAAGGGGGGUCUUGAUACGGACAUCGAUGAACUCUUCCUAUCCCAAGGGCAGAAACAGCUCUUCUGCCUGGCUCGGGCAAUUCUACGAUCAGGCAACAUUCUUGUUCUCGAUGAGGCUACUAGCAGUGUCGAUACUAGAACCGACGAGAUAAUGCAACGUAUCAUCCGAGAAAAGUUCGCCAAGCACACCAUCGUCACAGUUGCCCAUAAGCUUGAGACGAUUCUCGACUAUGACAGAGUCAUCGUGCUUGAUUCUGGCCGUAUAAUUGAGUCAGGAAAUCCUCACAAUCUCCUUGCUUCAGACUCUCACUUCAGCAGUCUGUAUGCAAAAUCGGUGCUGGAAGAGUCGGAGUAAGCUAUAUAUACGACACGCCAUACGCUCAAAAUAAACGUCUUCUUUGCUUUCCAUACUCGCGGUUUUUUUGGAUCUAGUUUGAUUCCCUAUCUCUCUUUGUUUGAUUGCUUUUGUGUAGAGUUAUAUUCGGGGCCAAAGCCCUUCCAAGGUUGGGAGGCUAGGGAGUAUAUAUGUUUCAGGCGCAUGCACAUACUACUUUAUAUCAGACCUUUAAUCUCAUU
Aspergillus melleus is the source of this 4697-nucleotide messenger RNA. It is a transcript of the gene abcB, whose product is annotated as putative ABC multidrug transporter. Gene Ontology annotation, biological process: transmembrane transport. Gene Ontology annotation, cellular component: membrane. Lineage: Eukaryota; Fungi; Ascomycota; Eurotiomycetes; Eurotiales; Aspergillaceae. The record is from RefSeq and is a predicted model, not a curated record. The transcript is spliced from 14 exons. Bases 1 to 4476 code for a protein of 1491 amino acids. Gene Ontology annotation, molecular function: ATP hydrolysis activity; ATP binding; ABC-type transporter activity.